Molecule: messenger RNA, 513 nt
Organism: Cokeromyces recurvatus
Lineage: Eukaryota; Fungi; Mucoromycota; Mucoromycetes; Mucorales; Mucoraceae
Exons: 4
Coding region: 1-513 (170 amino acids)
Biological process (GO): riboflavin biosynthetic process; FMN biosynthetic process
Cellular component (GO): mitochondrion
Molecular function (GO): riboflavin kinase activity
Source: RefSeq, a predicted model, not a curated record
AUGUCUAUAGAAAAUAAACAACUUGACAUUAACCUUGAUCGUCCACUUUUAGUGGGACCUGAAACACCUGUGCAGCCUUUUCCUUUUGCUUUACAAGGAACUGUUAUUAAAGGUUAUGGUAGAGGUUCAAAACAGUUAGGCAUUCCAACAGCUAAUCUAUCAGAUGAGGCUAUUAAUGCAUUAGUCUCUGGACUUGAGACUGGUGUUUACUAUGGUUGGACUCAAAUCGGUGAAUCAGGCAGUGAAGUUUAUCCAAUGGUCAUGAGCUUAGGUUGGAAUCCUUAUUUUAAAAAUGAUAAGAGAUCUGCUGAAGUACAUGUCAUUCAUGAAUUUCCUGAAGAUUUUUAUGAUGCACCUAUUCGUGUAUUAGUAUUAGGCUAUAUUAGACCAGAGCAAAAUUAUCCUUCCCUUGAUGCUUUAAUAAGAGAUAUUAAAACAGAUGUAGAAGUUGCUAAGCAUUCACUUUCAAGAAAGCAAUAUGCACAAGCUAGAGGACAUGAAUUAUUUUUAUAG